CUGAAACUGAACUUUUGGAAGCCAGCGCGGCGUUCACGCUGCACGCUACUAGAUUACUUCAUUUUUAAGACUUCUCCACUUGGUCUUGGAUGGAAAACCGACGAUCUUUAGAGUCCCUAACAGUUUUGGAGCUGGAAGAAUUGUUCUCAAAGCAGCUUCACUUACGCGACCAUUUUCUUCCCAAGUUGCCUGAUUCCGGUGAAAAACUAGUGAGGUCAAUUGAAAAGAUUCGGGAUAUAUUAUCAGAGAAAAAGGUACUGAAGUCUUAACCAGUCGUACGGUGAUUCCUUCCUAUAGACUCACCUCCUCAAAGAUGACGAAAGCCAUCCCAUAGCGAAUAAGGAAACAAAGGUCACUCAUGGAUUAUCAAAGUAAUAUGUUAUCUCAUAUAAUUAAAGAAAUGUACUUCCAGUAUGACUUCGAUUCAUAAAGGAAGCGAAUCGGAAACUUGUACUAAUACAGAUCCUAAAAAAGAUUCCAUUGAUAGUCUAUCAAAUAAUCUUUCCAAUAUAUCUAUUAGUUUACAUUCGGAUGAAAAAUAUGAUAAUAUUUCAUGUUUAUCGUAUGAUGAGUAUACUGGCAUUAGACAAUCGUUAAAUCUUCCAUGCUCUUAUAUUUCAAAUUCGUUCCAAUGGUUCACCUUCACAUUUCGGUUCGUGGGUAAUUUAGUAUAUUUAUCUGUAUUGGAUUGUAGCAAUCCUAAUCGAAGCCUUUUACGUGCUGGUCUUGUAAACACAUGGUUUCCUGAUAUGAAUUGUAUUAACGCAAAAUCCACUUUGAAUGAAAUACCAUUGAAAAAAAUAUCACUUAGUCAACCAACACAUGCAUUACAUGAUUUAUGGUUAUUUAUGUCAACAACCAGUGGUAAAAAUAAAGUUGUAAUAUCGAAUGCAAGGACCUAUUGCCUUAUAUGCUACUCUUCAAAUAAUAACAAUAAUUCUAGCAAUUUCGAUGAUAUAAUUUAUCUUAGUCGGUUAAUACGUUCUACGCGUCAUUCGAAUAUUGUUCGUUCAGCUCAGCCGCAUGAUUGUUAUUUCUCUAAUGCUUUUUAUGCCUUGAAUACAAUAACUCUCAGUAACAAUGCCAAUAAUGAUAAUAAUAUUAGUAAUAAUAAGAUUGAUAAAAUUGUUCAAUUCAUGAAUGAUAUGGAAAAACAAGAUAAUCAUUUGUCAUAUUGUAAAACAUCACCUACACAUAUCAGUCGAGAAUUUAUUAAAAAAUGUUAUGAACUCUAUGAGUUAAUGUUUGACAAGUUGCCUUCACCUUCGAAUAACGACGAAAACACAAUGAAUAAUGUAGUAUUACGGUAUUUUUCAAAUUCAUUGGAAUAUUUGAAGUUGUCCAAAGCUAAAACAAUAAUGUGGAUGGAGGCACCUAUUGAGCUAUAUCUUUUGCGUAAACUUAAAACUGCUUGCAGUAUCAUGACGAAUAAAUCUACUUUGGCUUCAACAAACAACAAAGUCAAUGAUUUGAAUAAAAUAUCUGACAAUAUUUUACGUCGAUUAGCCGUUGUUGGUUUAGGUCGAACCCGUUUAACCCGUUUAGCUGGUCUAGGCGGGUGGAAACAAUUUGCUGGGUUUUUAUCUUAUCAUCCGUCGUCAUCAUCAUCGAUUUCAGGAAAUUCAAAGAUUACUAGUCACAUAAAUGACGAAGCGGAUAUCGUUAGAAAUGCUUUUGUCACUGAUGAUCUAGAAACUAUUCGUAUACUUUAUGUUUAUUUUCGUAAUGUUUACAAAAAUCUUGAUCGUCAUGAAAGAUGUUAUUUAGAAAAUAAUAGUAACCAUCAUCAUAAAAAUCUAAUGAAGUCAUUCUCAUCGACGAAGUUAUCCAAUAAACAGCAUCGUCCAUUUCUAUUGUCCUACUUAGAUUAUCACAGUGAUAAUGUGAAUUCGAUGAUGUUACUAAUAAACAUGAUAAAAAAUAUAUAUUAAGUGACAAAAUACAAGCAUGGAUAUCUUCUGGUAAUCAAUUAUUCGAUCCUCUUGGGCAUCGUCAAUUAUGCCCACUCAAUAUAGAUCAAUCAAUAGACCUAAUGAAAAAUGUACAAGCAAACUAUGAAAAAUCUCGAAUCAAAUUAAAAUUACCACCUUAUCCUAGUAUACCGGUAGAACCAAUCAAUUUGAAUCGUUACCGUGAUCCGUCACUUCUGUUAUUGAAGGAAAUGGACUCUUCGUCAUCAUCACUCUCCACAUCUUCAUCAGAUGCAGAAAAUUCAGAUACAGAUAAUGACUCACUUGGACUUGAAGAUGUUGAUUAAAACGUUAGGCUUUUUUUUCUUAUAUUGUAUAUAUGUUAUUUUUGAUAGUUUCAAGAAAUAAAUUAAAAUUUGACUUUAUUAUCUUAUUGAUCUAGCUUCUUUUUAUUAAUUAUUUGUUAAACGUAUUUAUCUGUUCAAUUAUUAUUUUGAUUUGAAGAUACAACUUGGUGGCUGCUCAUUUUGGGUUUUGUCUUUGAGUUGAUGUUAUCUGUCUAUGGGAGUACGAGUUAUGUGUUUUUGUCUCAGCAUUCCUCAUUCCACUUUCCUGGUGUGUUAAAUACGUCCUGCAAACAAACCUUCUCUCGUUCCAUCGACCCAUAUCUACUCUUGUAAUUAGUGGACUGAAGGCUAAAUAUUAGAAAUCUUACCCUUCAAACAUAUUUACUCUAUAACACAU
Messenger RNA from Schistosoma mattheei, 2654 nucleotides. The record is from the annotation of a GenBank genome assembly. Lineage: Eukaryota; Metazoa; Platyhelminthes; Trematoda; Strigeidida; Schistosomatidae.